CUUGCCCGACACACAAUCGGCAGUUCUUUGUACUUUUGUUUAUUGUCUCGGAGUCUUCUUUCAAAUCUUUUGAACUGCCAUCGACCUUCAUUUGGGGUCCAAGUAUUUUGAACAGAAAUGAAUACCAGUGGCUGCAGAUGGGUCAAGAGGAGUUGGGUUGACGACGAUGAUGAAGUUUCAUUCGUUCAAGCUUUCAAACGACCAAGGAUCGAAGAAAGCUCCGUCAAACUACAAAAUGAGAGCUACACCAUCGCCUGGAUUUGCGCCCUCUCCAUCGAAAUGGCCGCUGCCAAUGCAAUGCUCGACGGAGUUCAUCCAAGCUUGCCGUCAAACGAGAAGGAUUCCAAUUCUUACAUAUUGGGGAAUGUUGGUCGGCACAAUAUUGUAGUGGCGUGUCUCCCAGCAGACCACUAUGGCACAAACUCUGCGGCAAUCGUGGCCAACAACUUGAUCCGCACAUUUCCCUCUAUUCGCACCGGCUUGAUGGUUGGAAUCGGCGGUGGAGUUCCUGGUAGUGUCGAUGUGCGACUUGGUGAUGUCGUCGUCGGUUACAAUGUGGUGCAGCACGACCUUUGUAAAAUCAUCCAAGGCUCUCGAGUCUAUCGACCGGAACACCAAAAAGCCCUCCUUCUAGCCUCUUGGCCGCUGUCUCUAAACUGAGAGCGAUUCACGAGUCCGAUUCAAGCAGAGUUCCGGAAUUUCUUCAACAAAUGAUCAUAAAGCAUCCGAAAAUGACCAAAUAUACUUGUCCGAGCUCAGCACAAGACCGACUCUUUCUCGCUACCUACUCUCACAGCCCAGAAAGAGCU
This is a messenger RNA of Trichoderma harzianum CBS 226.95, 809 nucleotides long. RefSeq lists its product as hypothetical. The record is from RefSeq and is a predicted model, not a curated record. The transcript has a single exon. Gene Ontology annotation, molecular function: catalytic activity. Lineage: Eukaryota; Fungi; Ascomycota; Sordariomycetes; Hypocreales; Hypocreaceae. The coding region runs from base 118 to 660 and encodes 180 amino acids. Gene Ontology annotation, biological process: nucleoside metabolic process.